AUGUCAGUUUUUCUUAGCACAAAACUGAAUGAUUUUUCGGGGUCAAUAAUAAAACUUGAGUGGCAUCGUCGUCUUUCUCUCUUGGCGGUAGCAUUACAAACACAAAAGGAAUCUGGUGAGGUAGCCGUUUCAAGUCUGCAAAGCUUGAAAUAUAAAGAUACUAGUAUAAUAAGAGCACAUGCGCCUACAUGUAUUUCCUGGCACCCUUUCGAUUGUAUAUUGGUUGUUGGUUGGGAUAAUGGUUGCGUGACCGCCUGCCUUCUUUUGGAAAACAACACGUUUGACAUAAGUUUUAAGUUUGAAGCAACUAUAAGUUCCUUGGUUUGGUCUCCUGAUGGUCGAUUUCUUCUGGUGACAGACACAAAGGGGGCAGUCUGUAUAUUUCCUCACGUUAAAAGCAAUAACUUUGGACAGAAACCUAUCAAUGUCUCCAACAUUAAUUCAAGCAUCUCAUAUGCUAUACCACUGUCUACUCUAAAUCAUACGACAGAUGAAUCAGUUGGUUUAGACGAUAAGUUUACCGAAUCACUUCAUUGUAAAGUUCCAUCUAAAUUGAGUACCCAUUUCGGAUUUUAUUUAGUUGGAUCUGAUGAUGGUCGUAUAACGUGCGUCAAGUACGAUAAUUUGGACGUAAAUGAAACUUCAGCCUGUACGAUGAAUAAUCUGGUUUGCUGUGAGGGUUGUAUUCUAAGAAUACUCUAUCACGAGAUCAAACGGACUCUUCUAAUAAUUACUGAUAAAGGACUGCUAUACCACUAUCAUGUCAAGUUCAGUUGCGAACUGUCAGUGAAGGAAGUAGCAAAGAUGAAACUGUCUUCAGGAUUGUGCCAUCAACCUUCCAUUACUUGGGCAGGUGAAGCUACUCUUGCUAUGGGCUUGGGAGAAACUGUUGUCAGACUUUGGGACAUUGAGAGGUCUGAUAAUUAUACCCUAACUCCGAAUGUAUCUCAUCUUGAGAAAUCAAAGAAGAGUGUAAAGGUUCUACAAGUAGCAUACUCAGAGACCUAUCGAGUCCUAGCUGCAGGUUUGAGUAAUGGCAUGGUUGCAUUUUGGCAGUACGGCACAGAAUUGAAUUCACACGACGACCUAUCUCACCUUCUACAGUCUGAUUCAAACUUGACUCAAAGUUGUGACAAUCGACAGGAUAUCUCCACACUAUACAACUGCACAAAUAAUGUAACUGAAAAGGCACCGGAGGCUAACUGGCAUCCUCAGCCCAGUGCUAUUUUGACAAGUCAACAGAAUAGCGAAUUCGCCUCAUUACCAAUUGAUCCGAACCGAAGUAUAUCUUUGCUAACGUGGGGUGAGAGAGAGAAAAAGUUGGCCGUUGCUCUUUUACCUCAUCAUUCAAAUGAAAAAACAACUUACAAUCAUAGUAUACAGGUCAAGUCUUCUGUACAUAUUCUACAAAGACAAUCUUUAUGCACACAUUUCUAUGGAAGUGGAUGUGUUGUUGUUCAAACAGGUUCACAGUCAUUCUCAAUGCUUACUUCAGUACCCGAUACAAUGACGCCAGCGUCACCAAUGAAUGUAUCGAAUAAUUUACCAUCUAUACUUGAUAAUAAUGAAAUUAAUAAAGGAAGUGUUAAUACAACUAAAAUCGCCAAUCUUAAUAAUCUUCCAGCUUCUUUUAUAACUACUUCAAUACCAAUAAUGGUAGACAAAAGUAAAAAACAAAAUUCAAAGUUCUUAAUUGAUCAAAAGAAAGUUACACUAUAUGAACAUGAAGCACAAGUUGAAGAUCAAAUUAAGGCUAUAUUCUGUACACAGGAACAUGUUGCAUACUGGAAUGGUCAUCGUAUAUCUGUUUUCAAACAUUCCACAGGAAAUUGUAUUACCCAUCUGGUUAGUUUUGCGUGUGAAUUCAGAUUUGUUGGUAUGCAUCAGCAAAGUAUAUUUACAAUUGAACCAUAUAAACUACAGGUCCGUAAUUUGGAGGGUUGUGUUAAACAGUUGAUUAAUUUCACCGAAACAGAGGGCAGUAUAGCUCUGACGUCUCAGUGUGCUAAUUACAUGGCAUGCUUAACGGAUCAGAAUAAAAUACGAGUGUUGGACCUAAGUAGAAGAGAAGUCAAGUCUACAGAUACAUCAAAAUCACUAACAAAGUUAGUUGUGUGCGAAAUAUUAAAUCAGAUAUCACAGAAUUCAACUACAUCUUCAUUAUGCUCUACAAAAACGUUUCAAAAAAAUCUGUCAUUACUACAGAAUCCAAACGAUGCUGUUAUGCAUGAAUUGAACAUAUCUUGGAUUUCAAUCAAUAAGUCUGGUGGUACAUUAGCAUUUACAGUAGAAAUUCUCCGAGAUGGAAUAUUAUGCAAUUUAUUAUGGCCAUGCUUAGAUGUAGCAGACCAGUCAUCGGAUACUCUGAUCGAAUCAGAGUCAAAUAAAAUGAAUGAACAGUGUUUUCGAGAGAAAUCUAGAAGUGUUAUAAACGAGGAGGAUGCAUUAAAACAAUGGGUUCCAGACCCAAACAUUUUUAUUUAUCAUUUAGAUGUAGACAAAUUGAAGUGUUUUAAUUUCUUUGAAGCAAUUUCGAAUUCACUCAGUACAAUUCCUGGAACAUUAAGUGUUAAUGAAAGUGAUCUGCAUCCUACGAGUUUAGAUUUGAUUCGAUUGAACAGUACAAAUCUUAUCCAAGGCAGAUGGCCAAAACACCAUUAUUGGGAUCAGUUUGAAUCACGUCUACUGGUUGUUGAAGCUUCACCAAUCCCUGAUGAUCAUCCAGUCAUUACAUCCAGGUUGAACGCAGUUGAUAAAAUGAAUAAACAGUGUGGUGAUGUUAUUUAUACAGUAGAAAAUGAUACUGAUCAGUAUACUUCCGCCGGAAGUCGAUCAUCUAGCAAAGUGGCAUCUAUCACUCCAGAAAUUGCUUCUAAAAGUCAAUACGAACACUCCAAAGUCCUUACAUCAAUAGUUUCAUUAUUUGUCAGCCCAGAACAAAAUAACACCAUAGUUCAAGGAUCAUUUUUAAUGUCAGUUUUGCACAGUGCUUUGAUUGGUGUUGAAGUACCGUUGAUCUACUUUUCCGUCCGUUGUGAUUUAGUUUAUCGUGUCCUCAAUGAACAACACCAACGACGUUUAGAAAUGUUAGCAGCAUCUGGUCGGCGUGUAAUCAGUGAGAUAGACAGUACACCAAGACGACUUUCAACAACGGUGAGUACUGGCAUCAACAAUCUUGAUUCUAGUGUAAAUACAUCAUCCACUACAGAUGAUAAAGGGCCAACAUCAAGUGACAUCUGAUGUACC
Trichobilharzia szidati is the source of this 3246-nucleotide messenger RNA. Lineage: Eukaryota; Metazoa; Platyhelminthes; Trematoda; Strigeidida; Schistosomatidae. The record is from the annotation of a GenBank genome assembly.